GCAGCAUUCACGGCAUUUUGCGACAGUGCCGUACAUGAACGCUCAACUCUCCCGGGUGAGAUACCGGCGAGCAACGCAGUUGCAGAGAAAUUUCAAUAAAAGCGACGGAUAACUCAAUAACACGUCGGGGUUUUUGGCCGAUCAAAAGCACACGUCGUUCACACAUCGUUUCAGCCGCCCGUAAUUGCUCGCAGUAGAUGUGGACUCUUUAGUUGAGCUGAAAGCGACGCGAGGGAAGGCAACUAAUUGUCUACACGGGCUUGAAGUAAGUUGCCUCCCCAGCGGCGCUUUAAAGGGAAGCCACAGAAGAACGGUGAAAAUGGACUAUGAUUUCAAAGUGAAGCUCACCGGGGAGAGAGAACGCGUCGAGGAUCUUUUUGAGUACGAGGGAUGUAAAGUUGGACGGGGAACGUAUGGCCAUGUGUACAAAGCAAAAAGGAAAGAUGGGAAGGAUGAUAAAGAUUAUGCCCUGAAGCAGAUUGAAGGCACUGGAAUCUCGAUGUCUGCCUGCAGAGAGAUAGCACUGCUGCGUGAACUGAAGCACCCCAACGUGAUCUCACUGCAGAAGGUUUUCCUGUCACAUGCAGACCGCAAAGUGUGGCUUCUCUUCGACUAUGCCGAACACGACCUCUGGCACAUCAUCAAGUUCCACAGAGCCUCCAAAGCCAAUAAGAAGCCUCUUCAGUUGCCGCGUGGGAUGGUGAAGUCUUUGCUCUACCAGAUCCUGGAUGGCAUCCACUAUUUACACGCCAACUGGGUCCUGCACAGAGACCUGAAACCUGCUAACAUAUUGGUAAUGGGAGAAGGUCCUGAAAGAGGACGUGUGAAGAUCGCGGAUAUGGGUUUUGCACGGCUGUUCAAUUCACCACUGAAGCCUUUAGCAGAUCUGGACCCUGUAGUUGUUACAUUCUGGUACAGAGCACCAGAACUUCUGCUGGGAGCCAGACAUUACACCAAAGCCAUCGAUAUUUGGGCGAUUGGCUGUAUCUUUGCUGAGCUUUUGACCUCAGAGCCGAUCUUCCACUGUCGACAGGAGGAUAUUAAGACCAGUAAUCCGUACCAUCACGAUCAGCUGGACCGUAUCUUCAAUGUCAUGGGUUUUCCUGCAGACAAAGACUGGGAGGACAUUAAGAAGAUGCCGGAACACUCUACAUUGAUGAAAGACUUUAGGAGGAAUACGUACACUAACUGCAGCCUUAUAAAGUAUAUGGAGAAACAUAAAGUCAAACCCGACAGCAAAGCAUUCCACUUGCUGCAAAAGCUGCUCACCAUGGACCCAAUCCGCCGAAUCACAUCUGAGCAAGCCAUGCAAGAUCCAUACUUCCUAGAGGAGCCUUUACCCACAUCUGACGUCUUUGCUGGCUGCCAGAUUCCUUAUCCCAAACGAGAAUUCCUUACAGAAGAGGAGCCUGAAGACAAGGCGGACAAAGUAAGAAAUAAAAACCAGCAGCAGCAACAGCAGGGGAACAAUCAUACCAAUGGGGCGGGGCACACAGGUAACCCUGAUAACAGCCACGCACAAGGCCCGCCUCUGAAAAAGGUGAGAGUGGUUCCGCCCACUACUACCUCAAGUGGCCUGAUCAUGACCUCAGAUUACCAGCGCUCCAAUCCACAUGCUGCCUACCAGAACCCAGGACCAAGCACAUCAUUGCCCCAAAGCAGCAUGGGAUACUCCUCUACCUCCCAGCAGCCUCCACAGUACUCGCAUCAGACCCACCGCUACUGAGUCAGGCCACGCCCUCACAGUGCCCAGCAGCGAGAAUGUACUUAUAGCGAGGCGGUUGUGGAUCUGACCCGAUCCGCCCUUAAACUCUUCUGGGCACUUGCUGUGCAGCAUUUCCAUAGAGACACCACAGGAACAAUAACUGCACAUGAAACCAACUAAUCUAACACGUCACAGUAUCAUACAGCCGACAUUAUCCUCAGCUGAUAAAAUGUGGGGAAAAAAACUAAAUGAAAAUCAUAAAGACUAAGAAAAAAACUGAUAUUUGUUCCAUUGGUGAUUGUUUAAGUCUUCGCUGCAAGUUUGAGAUACUUCACAUGAAAAAAGAAAAAGCAACAAACAUUCUCUAUACGUGGUACUGUACAGCUACACGCUGUAGAGAGAACUGGUUCUGCUUGGGGUGAAUAUUCACCAUACCACCAUUAUAAUAAGCCCCAGUCCCUCUUGCCCUCACUUUGAAAGUCCUUUGGCCUCUCCAAGACUAAAGCUGCUAUGCGACUGCCAGCAAAAACAGAAUGGCUUUCUGUCAUACUGUCUGUGUGUCCUUUUGCCCUUACACACACACACACACACACACACACACAAACAUAGAUUCAAGCACUCUACACAUUGCUGGGGACCGAAUUCUCUGCUGCAGCUGCUGACGGAAGCAUAAUGAGAACCUCUAGUGCCCCCUGCUGGAUCAUACUGGUAGAAGGCUACCAUAAAAAUAUCAGCUUGAUUUUAGUAGUUAAUAAUUUAAUGUUUUGGUUUUACGUUAGGAGAGGUCAGCUUCUUCCAUUCUGCUGUCGGACCGACUAUUACACGUGAAAGAUCAGCCUUAGAACUUAAUGACAAAACUAGUUGUGUGGACAGCAGAGUGAACAUGCAUUGUACUGUAUUGUAUUAAAAUAUUUUACAUGAAACAAGUAUCCUGACAAUAAAAGUGGAAGCGUUUAAAAUACGUGUA
Molecule: messenger RNA, 2672 nt
Organism: Triplophysa rosa
Lineage: Eukaryota; Metazoa; Chordata; Actinopteri; Cypriniformes; Nemacheilidae
Gene: cdk8
Product: cyclin dependent kinase 8
Exons: 13
Coding region: 320-1726 (468 amino acids)
Biological process (GO): protein phosphorylation
Cellular component (GO): mediator complex; nucleus
Molecular function (GO): RNA polymerase II CTD heptapeptide repeat kinase activity; cyclin-dependent protein serine/threonine kinase activity; ATP binding
Source: RefSeq, a predicted model, not a curated record